AUGUCGCGAACAUUCAAGUCACUCCUCUUUCCACUGCUUGGUGGUUUUGCUCUUAUUCUCCUAGUUCAUGCCCAGGAUGAAUCAGGCUUCAUUAGCAUAGACUGCGGCCUUGCAGGAGAUUCUAGCUAUACUGAAAAGACAACAGGCAUUAACUACACCUCAGACACAAACUUCAUAGACACUGGUGAAGUUAAAUUUGUAUCACAUGAUUACAAGAACGAAUAUCAACAACAAUAUUGGUCUGUUAGGAGCUUCCCUGAAGGAAUAAGAAACUGCUACAAAAUAAAUGUUACGAGUGGCAGCAAGUAUUUGAUCCGAGCAAGUUUCCUGUAUGGAAACUAUGAUGGCCAAAAUAAAUUCGCAGAAUUCGAACUACAUCUUGGACCGAAUUUGUGGGAUUAUGUGAAAUUCGGGGAGUAUGGCGUAGAUUUUGAGCUCAUACAUAUUCCCUUGCGAAAUUACAUGCAUAUAUGUCUUGUAAACACAGGAUCCGGGGUUCCAUUUAUAUCAACAAUAGAGAUAAGGCCUUUACUUAAUGAAACUUAUCAGACACAAGUGGGGUCUUUGGCACUUGUCUCGCGGUAUGACACUGGUGCUUUAGCAGCCACUUUUGAAGGAUAUAGGUAUCCAAAAGAUAUUCAUGAUCGCUUCUGGUAUAUCUAUGCCCGCGAUGAUUGGACACAGAUAAAUACCUCACUCACGGUUAACCCUGGAUUGUUUUACAAGCCACCAUCUGAUGUCAUGUGUACUGCUGCCACGCCGAAAAGUGCAAGUGGCUCCUUGGAUUUCUCCUGGAAGCCAGUGGAUAAAAAUUCAGAAUAUUAUGUUUACAUGCACUUCGCAGAAGUUGAAAAGCUCAAAACUAACCAUUCUAGACAGCAAUAUGUGACUAAGAACGGAGUGCUCUUUCAAGAGCUUUUUUCUCCUGAAUACUUGUACACAAGAACUCUUUUCACCCGUUUGGCUGUUGGUGGAGAAGUACAAUAUAAUUUUUCAAUCUUUGCGGCUGAGAACUCUACCCUUAAACCCAUCGUCAAUGCCAUUGAGCUUUACAUGGUAAAAGAAUUCUUAGAACCAGAGACAAAUGAAGAAGAUUUUGACGCAAUCACAAACAUCAAGUCAACUUAUAAAAUUACUAAGAACUGGCAAGGAGAUCCAUGUGCCCCUGAAGUUUUCUUGUGGAAUGGUCUAAACUGUAGCUAUCGUGAAAAUGAGACCCCAAGAAUCACAUCCUUGAACUUGUCCUCGAAUGGAUUAACAGGGGAGAUAGCUCUUUCCAUAGCCAACCUAACAAUGAUACAGACACUGGAUUUAUCAAACAACAGCUUAACAGGACAAAUUCCUGAAUUUUUGUCUCAAUUGCCAAAUUUGAAUGUCUUGAACUUGGAGAAAAACAAACUCACAGGCCCAGUUCCCGUAGGACUCAUUGAAAGAAGAAACAAUGGCUUGCUAUCAUUAAGUUUCUGCGAAAAUCUAAACACGUCCGAACAAGUUUCUUGCGAAAAGAAGGAGAUGAAAAAGAAGAAACAGAAUUCCAAUAUUGUUCCCAUAGUUGUGCCAAUCGUUGGAAUAUCAAUCCUCUUAUUAUCUGUGGCAGCUAUCUGGUGGGGGAUUAAAAGGAGAAGACAAAAUGGUAAGACCUUUGUGAUGAUGCAAAUUAAAGCCACCAUUGGGUCCCUGGAGUCAAGAAAGCGACAGUUUGCAUACUCGGACAUACUGACGAUCACCAACAACUUAGAGAAGAUUCUUGGCAAAGGGGGGUUUGGAACAGUUUAUUAUGGGUGCAUAGACAAAACUGAAGUAGCUGUCAAGAUGCUUUCUCCAUCAUCAGUUCAAGGGCCUCAACAAUUUCAUGCAGAUGUUGAUCUUCUUCUGAGAGUUCACCAUAUAAACUUGAUUAGCCUUGUAGGAUAUUGCAAUGAUAAGACCAACAAAGGGCUCGUUUACGAGUACAUGGCCAAUGGAAACUUACAAAAACAUCUUUCAGGUAGCAGUUCAAAUGUCUUGACUUGGGAAGGUAGACUUCAAAGAGCAAUAGAGGCUGCCCAAGGAUUGGAAUAUAUGCACCAUGGUUGUACACCACCUAUGAUCCACAGGGAUGUCAAAUCAUCCAACAUCUUGCUGAAUGAAAAUUUCCAAGCCAAGAUAUCUGAUUUUGGCCUAUCUAGAAAUUUCACUGUGGAGGAUGGUACUCAUAUACUCACAGGUGUUGCUGGCACUCCUGGGUACCUUGCCCCCGAGUACCACUACUCAAACAGGCUAAAUGAGAAAAGUGAUGUUUAUAGCUUUGGGGUUGUACUGUUGGAGAUCAUCACAGGUCGACCUGUUUAUUCAAACACACAUGAUGAGAGAAUUCACAUAAGUAACUGGGUUGCUUUCAUGCUUUCAAACGGGGACAUUUCCGGUAUUGUUGAUCGGAGGUUAGAGGGAAGUUUCAAUGUAAACUCUGUUUGGAAAGCUGUGGAAAUAGCAACAUCAUGUACAUCAGCAGAUGCCAUCAAAAGGCCGACCAUGAGUGAGGUAGUGAUGGGAAUAAGGGAAUGUUUGGCAACAGAACUAGCUCAAACAAAUCAGACUGGCACUGAAACUAAUUUAGUACCUAUGGAAAGCCCCACAGUUAGGUAG
Prunus mume (Japanese apricot) is the source of this 2625-nucleotide messenger RNA. The record is from RefSeq and is a predicted model, not a curated record. Lineage: Eukaryota; Viridiplantae; Streptophyta; Magnoliopsida; Rosales; Rosaceae.